UCGCGUAUGUUGACUAGUUAGUUUUCUGUCGGCUCUUGUUCAUAAUGGCUGCCGUCGUGCAGAAGUUUCGUUCGCGAUGUGUGCGGUUUUGUCAAAGAAUUUCUUCCAGACAUAUAUCGACUUCAUCUAUUCGAAGAGGAAAGCCUACCUUCGACUGGAAAGAUCCGUUCAAUCUUGAAUCGCAGCUGACUCAAGAUGAGAUUCUGAUCAGAGAUCAGGUCCGUUCGUACUGCCAGAAGAAGCUGUUGCCCCGAGUAAUCGAGGCGAAUCGAAAAGAAAUGUUUCACAAGGAAAUCAUGAAGGAGUUGGGCGAACUGGGAAUUCUGGGAUGCACGAUGAAGGGUUACGGUGCCGCGGGCGUCUCUUCCGUAGCCUACGGUCUUCUAGCCAAGGAAAUCGAGGCUGUGGACAGUGGGUAUAGGUCUGCCUUCUCGGUGCAGUCAUCCCUCGCAGCGGGUGCGAUUCAUAUGCACGGCAACGAGUCGCAAAAGGAACGGUUUUUACCUAAACUCGUUUCUGGCGAAGCAAUCGGUUGUUUUGGAUUGACCGAGCCCAAUUAUGGUAGCGAUGUUGCAGGCAUGGAGAGUAAAGCUACUUACGACGAAGGAAAAAAGAUUUACAGGUUGAACGGGAGCAAAACAUGGAUCACAAAUUCUCCGAUUGCCGACGUAUUGAUCAUCUGGGCGAAAUGCGACGAUGGGAAAAUCCGUGGGUUCAUCGUCGAGAGGAAGGGUAACGAGGGUCGCUUGUCCACGCCAAAAAUCGAAGGAAAAUUCUCCUUGAGAGCUUCCGUCACGGGCAUGAUUCUGAUGGACAACGUGGAAGUACCAGCGGAGAAUCUCUUACCGAACGCUGAGGGACUCAAAGGCCCGUUCAGUUGUUUGAACAACGCUCGAUACGGCAUCGCGUGGGGAGCUUUGGGAGCCGCGGAAUCUUGUAUGCAGGUAGCCAGACGGUAUACUUUGGAACGGAAUCAAUUUAAGAGACCGCUCGCAGCCAAUCAAUUGAUGCAGGUCAAGUUAGCCGACAUGAUGUGCGACAUCGCGUUCGGCUUACAGGCUUGUUUGAGGGUUGGCAGAUUAAAAGACGAGGACAAAGUUACGCCAGAAAUGAUCUCCAUGAUAAAGAGGAACUCGUCUACGAAAGCUUUGGAAAUCGCAAGAACUGCCAGAGAUAUGUUGGGUGGUAACGGGAUAUCGGACGAAUACCAUGUCAUCAGGCACGCGAUGAACUUGGAGAGCGUCGUUACCUAUGAAGGUACGAAGGACGUUCAUGCUUUGAUACUUGGCAGAGCGAUUACCGGCAUACAAGCCUUCGGAGCAUGAAUGCUAAACGGAUAACCAGUUUGAUAACAGAUAAAAUACUACUAUAAAAUACUCUUGAAAGACGAUGACGCUUACAUGUAUAUACAUUUUUGUAUACCAUUUUUGUUGUACCAAAAUAAUUUCUCCGAGAACAAAGGUCCUGCGUUCUACGUCUUUUAAUUUAACGGUUAUUUCGUUUCGCGAUUCGUAAUCUUAAUCUUCCGGCAUCUCGAAUGUCCUUUCGUUUGUAAAUGAAACAAUUGGGAAUACAAAGGAACGAAAGCGAACGUCCAAUAAAUGACAAGACUACCAAUCCCUCUUUCUCGAGUUUAUUUAACUUAACUGCGAGCUCCCAUGAAUUAAUGUUUAUUUGACUAGAUUCCGUUGCUACAACGAAGGCGUCUACCUCAUCGCAAACCUUCCGACGCGCUAAUCCUUCCUAAGUCUUGCUUAAAAUUAAACUCUCCUUUAACAACUGACAUUACAAACCACGCAACCGAAGUUUCAGAAACCGAUGCUCACGGAUUUCGACGAAAUCCGCGAAAGAAGAGGUAAACGAUCGAUCGCUGUUCGAUCGAAUCGCGUCAUCUCCAGAGAGUAAAAGAACGAUCCAAAAUAAAAUGUUCGUAGUUAUGUCGACUUGCACAAUUCACGUGAAAAAUAAAACCGUAGGAAAAAGAGACGAAAGUUGCGCGUCAGCGAAGAAGAAUCAAACAACAAUCCGGGUGGCCCUCGGUCGUACGGAAGUUUCUUUCAUUUUGUUAUCUCUCUGUUCUUUCAUUUUCACCAGUCGACACCGUCGAAUUGCACAUUUAUUUUUGUCCGUUGAAAGGGAGCGUGAAACACACAAGCCUCCUGCUUACUUUUUAAUCAUCGACAAGGGCGUAUCACAACACAAGCGGUACUCCGAUGUAAUCAUAAAUAAAUUAAGUUUAAUUGCUAAGUAAUAAAACGUUAAUUACAUAUGUCAAUUGAUAAUUAAUUUAAGUACAACACACGUCUCGUGCAAAAGUGUAAAGAAGUUUCUUUUUUUCGUGCUACACUCAAUUACCAUUGUUUUUUUUUUUGUUGUUUUUGGUUUUACGACGUAAGUUACUCUUCUUGUUCUGUCUUCUUUUGGUUGAUUGGUUUGUUUACGUGUCUGUGUGUGUGUACGCGUGUGCGCGUGUGUAUGUGUGUGUAUGUGUUUUCUUUUUUUUUUUUUCGUAAAUGGUUCUCGACUACAAUAAGCUCUUGGUAAAACGUAGUAACAUCGUAGUUUACAGUAGUUUACAGCCGCCCCCGUCCCUCGCGCGCGUUCCGAUCUCGACAGAACUCGCGUGUCUAUUACGUACAUAAUUCCGCGUUCUCAUGCUGCAAUCGAAUUUUCCAUCUAAUAAUUUCGAUCGACGGGAGAAAGAACAUCCUCAAAUUUCGUGACUCGACGGCGUAGUAUCGACGCUUUUUGGAUCCCAGAUCCUCGAUCGUCGCCGUUCGAUCGACGAGCGGACGCUAACAAAGUGGUCGCUUACAAGAAAAAACUACCCCCUCGUCGAUCUUUCCGGCGGAUCGAUCUCAGCUGAAAAAUUCGACUUCAUCAUUUACAAGUGUAAUUCUGUUGCAACCGCUUGCGCUCUCCUUCUUUAUCACCCCCUC
This is a messenger RNA of Hylaeus volcanicus, 2939 nucleotides long. Its product is annotated as glutaryl-CoA dehydrogenase, mitochondrial. Gene Ontology annotation, biological process: fatty acid beta-oxidation using acyl-CoA dehydrogenase; fatty-acyl-CoA biosynthetic process. NCBI's taxonomy places the organism in Eukaryota, Metazoa, Arthropoda, Insecta, Hymenoptera, Colletidae. Gene Ontology annotation, molecular function: glutaryl-CoA dehydrogenase activity; fatty-acyl-CoA binding; flavin adenine dinucleotide binding. The transcript has 8 exons. The record is from RefSeq and is a predicted model, not a curated record. The coding region runs from base 45 to 1325 and encodes 426 amino acids. Gene Ontology annotation, cellular component: mitochondrial inner membrane.